AUGAAACGAUCAACUCUAUGGAUUCUCAAGAAACGUGAAGAUCUUUGCUCAAGAACUUUGGAAUUCAACGCUUCUCUCAUUCGCCCGAAACGAUGCCCCUGCGCUCAGGUCCUUCCUAAUCCGUGCAACUGCUGGAGUGGGCUCAGACCUCACUGCACCUGCAUCCAGCCACCCAUUCACUACUCCUGCGGAUGCGGAAUCCAGAAUCAGUUCACACAAUGCCAAGUGGCCUGCCAACGCACGUGCCUCCCUACCUGCGCCCGAACCCAGCUGCUCCCUUUGGCAUGCCCUUCAACUUGCCAAUACACUUGUGCGAACUCAUGCGCUCCACAGCGGUUGAUUCCCAUCCAGAUCGUCAUGCCAGAGGUCGUAGCACUAUCACCUCAAUGUGUGCCCGUCUGCCAACAGUCGUGCAGUACGUCGUGCCUUCCGAUGAUGCCUGCAGAUACAUGUCUUCCACUAUGUCGACAGCCGUGUGUGGAAAGAUGUGCGCAGUUCGCUCCCGUCAUGAACAACUGCGUACCUCAGUGCAGACCGAGCUGUUCACCUCAGUGCAUCAGCCAGGUAGCGGAAGCACCAGCGCUGGCAUCUUCACCAGCUCCAUUCCCACUGAUGGCUGCACCCAAGCUUCCAGCUGCAGAUUCUGCGCCACCACCACCAAUGCCAUUCCCAGCUGGCGUUACAGGAGCAGCUCCAUCAUCGCCAUAUGACGAUUUGCCAGAAUACCUUGGAGAUCCCACUCCUACCAUGGACUACUACAGCAGUCCAACAACACCAUUUCCAGGAUCUCUCACAGAUCCAGCCAUGUCACAUGCUGCUGAUCCACCAGCAGAAGUUGGUUCUAAUGAAAAUGAGAUAACUACACUUUCGCCCGUGCCGCUUCUUAGUGCUGAACCGCAGCCACGACUUCCACCGCCACCACCAAGUCCAUCCGCAGGUCUCUCCGCUCCUAUGCCACCCAUUAUGUAUCAGCAAUCAUUCGAUGGGCCCAUGUCAUCUUCUACGCCAUUCCCUGACUACAUAGGCUACCCACACAAGUCAGAUUUUGAUAUCAUGCGGAAGAUGUCCAGACAAGACCUUGACAGAAGGCUCAAGAUAGCGUCGUCAAAACCUCGUCGCCCUUCUGCUUAA
This is a messenger RNA of Cylicocyclus nassatus, 1131 nucleotides long. Lineage: Eukaryota; Metazoa; Nematoda; Chromadorea; Rhabditida; Strongylidae. The record is from the annotation of a GenBank genome assembly.